Molecule: messenger RNA, 1457 nt
Organism: Carassius auratus (goldfish)
Lineage: Eukaryota; Metazoa; Chordata; Actinopteri; Cypriniformes; Cyprinidae
Product: membrane-spanning 4-domains subfamily A member 5-like
Exons: 8
Coding region: 109-897 (262 amino acids)
Cellular component (GO): membrane
Source: RefSeq, a predicted model, not a curated record
GUAAAUUGAAACCAGAAGAACUAGUUCCUCAUCAGUUAAGAUCGCUGUAAACACAAGCUUACAACUUCUGUCUCAAUAUAUUGGUCAGUUUGAGAUUCAGGCACCAGAAUGUCCAGCACAGUCAUACCCAUGAACUCUUCAACGCUCAUCAUCCAGUUUCAACCACCGACACAAACAACACCUGUUACCACGGGGACAAAUGCUCCUGCGCCUGUUUAUGUACAACAGGUGGCGGGAGUUUCACCUCUUCGUGGACUUCAGGCGUUUCUGAAAGGCCAACCGAAAGCCCUUGGGACGGUUCAGAUAAUGAUCGGUGUGCUGACUUUCCUGUUUGGCAUUGUGUAUACAGUUUUUGCACAGUCCAUCUUUGCUAUUGCUGGUCUUCCUUACUGGGGAUCUCUCCUGUACAUUAUAGCAGGCGCACUCAGCAUUUCUGCAGAAAAUAAAAUUAAUUCAUCUUCCAGUUCGUGUUUGGUCAAUGCUUCACUUGUAAUGAACAUUUUCAGUACUUUAUCCGCAGUCAUCGCCAUUAUUUUCACUUCACUGGAUUUGGCUUUAGGACCAAUGGCCAGUUACAGUGACUGCAGCGGUUAUGACUGUAAUAAUUCAGAGACAAGGUAUAAGACUCUCUUCAGGGGAAUCAGUGGUGUAUUGUUGGUAUUCUCCUUGCUUGAGUUUACCAUCUCCAUCUGUCUGUCAGGAUUUGCCUGUAAAGCUAGCACCUGCUGUUGUCCUUCUCCGGUGCAGUUUGUCCCUCAGGUUCUACCACCACAGCCCUCUGAUUUCAGGCCCAUUCAAUUCCAUGUUCUUAACAGCUCAGAGAUACCUGUGGCCAGCAGCUCUUCCAUUCAUCACCAGCCUGCAGAAGCUCCUCCACAAUACAGUGAAUUCAAAUAAAAAUGUUCCCCUUAUGAAAAGAUAAUGCAAUACAUAAAAUCUCCAAGUAUGGGAAACUAGUGCUUAUAUUUUUCAAUAUACUGUAAUACAUUAAUUCAUUAGAAAAGUAUUAACUGGAUACAAAUGUUAAAAGCUUUAGAUUUUUUUUAUUUUUAUUGGAUGUAUUUAAAUAAUGGUGGGUGGAAAAUGAAAAUUUAUAUUAAUAACUUUAUCUCAGUAUACAUUAACCUUUUUCAAAUGUAUAUCUACACAUUAUGAAGAAUAUUAUUGAAUACAUAUAUAGAAUGCAGCCAUUCCUUAUAAACAUUAAACAAUUUAAUACACUGAUAUUUUCUAAAUAUAUUUUGUUUGCAAUGGGUUUUAUCUCUGUCCAUUAUCUCUAAUGUCCUCUCAAUAGAAAAGAGAACAUGAAAGCAAAUAAAGCAAUCACUUGUUCAGAUAAUAAUUGCAGUUUUCACAUAAGUCACAUAUGCACCAAAGAUAUCUAUUUAAAACUUGAAACUGUUUCAUGAAUUUCUUCCUUGAGUUAUGUCAAGAGUGCUGCAAUAAUUUAUUGAUUC